UUCUUAUUUUGUUAACCUUUUUAGCAGCUGCAAGACUUUGAACGGCAUCACAAAGAACUUUUUCCUACUACGAGUUAUAACGACUGUAAUGCUGAUAUGCAUCGCGACGUUUAUGAUAGUAAAUACCUACAAACAUGGUUCGAGUUUUCACUAAUGCCAAAUUUUCAGAGCCUUAAUCCCGAAACCAUGGCGAUGGCAAUCUCAUACUUUAUGGCGAUUAUGACUGAGGUUUUUCUGUACUGUUACUUAGCCAACGACGUCAUCGUCACGGUAAGCGAGCCUUUAUUCGAAGUAUUUUGUCUACAGGAGAAGUUACAGAGUACCGCAUUUGCUGAUUAUGUCUACACCUCUGGUUGGCAUUUGCUUAACGUGUCCCGAAAUAAGGAUCUUCAAAAGGCGAUGAGCUUGUUGAUUUUGAGAGCCCAAAGACCUGUCAAAAUGACAGUCGGAAAUUUCGGAUUCCUGACCUUAGAGUUCUACAUAAAGAUGGUAAAAUUCUCAUUUUCAAUAUACACCUUUUUGGGGAAGACUUUGAAAUAAACGGUUCCUCCCACGUUAGGUCAUGCAGCACGUAUUCACGAUUAAUCGGUAUAUGCCAUACGAUCACAUGCUUUAUAGUAGGUUAAUUACGAUUUUUUGACCGGUUUGUAAGCUC
Messenger RNA from Photinus pyralis (common eastern firefly), 655 nucleotides. RefSeq names its product odorant receptor 2a-like. Gene Ontology annotation, cellular component: plasma membrane. Bases 97 to 540 code for a protein of 147 amino acids. The record is from RefSeq and is a predicted model, not a curated record. The transcript has 2 exons. Lineage: Eukaryota; Metazoa; Arthropoda; Insecta; Coleoptera; Lampyridae. Gene Ontology annotation, molecular function: olfactory receptor activity; odorant binding. Gene Ontology annotation, biological process: detection of chemical stimulus involved in sensory perception of smell; sensory perception of smell.